CUGGAGCGUCAUGAGUUAAAACAAUUGGUAGUCGGAAUACUUCCCCUCCCUCGUAGAAGCCAUUUUAAACACCAAGGGUGGGUUGGCUGUGGACAUAACGGAAAAAUAUCAAGCUAUUGAUAACGCGGCGGCGUUUGGAUCGUCUUAGGAAAAGAAAACGCAGGUCCACAUUCUCCAGCAUGGAUAUCUUCAAGAGUCACAGUGGAGCGAAAGACAAUCCCUUGAUGCAGUAUGUGUUGAAUCAUUCAAUGAGGGAGCACCCAGCCCUUAAAAAGCUGAGAUUGAAAACACUUGAAGAUCCCUGGAACUUCAUCAUGGUCGCUUGUGAGGAAGCACAGCUCAUGGCCAACCUUGCAAAACUGAUCCAGGCCAAGAAAGCCAUCGAGAUUGGAGUGUACACUGGGUACAACGCUCUGAGCCUGGCACUGGCUCUGCCAGAGGAUGGCCGUGUUGUGGCCUGCGAUGUAAAUGAAAAUUACACGAAUACCGGGAAGCCUUUCUGGAAAGAGGCUGGAGUUGAGCAUAAAAUAGAUCUUCGCAUACAGCCAGCCCUGAAAACCCUUGAUGAUCUCCUCGCAGCGGGUGAGGCAGAGACCUUUGACUUUGUCUUCAUUGACGCUGACAAACAGAACUAUGACAACUACUAUGAAAAGUCCCUUCAGCUGGUGAGGAAAGGAGGAAUUAUAGCCAUCGAUAAUGUUCUCUGGAGUGGUAAGGUUGUCAACCCAGCGGAGGGCGAUUUGGACACCCAGAGCAUUGACAAGCUGAAUAAGAAGUUGCACAGAGACGUCAGGGUCAAUUUGAGCAUGCUCACUGUAGGAGAUGGUCUGACAUUAGCUUUUAAACUCUAACACAAUCAGCAGAAGUUAAAAAACAAACAUAUAUCUAAUGUGGUGAUCGUCAGGUAGCACUUAGUGCCAUUAGGGUGUAAUUAUAAAGGAUGGCUUUUCAAAUACACAAAUUGCAAUUGGUAUUAGAAUUGAUUACAAUAGGAAUAGCUGUUUUUACUCUUCAGGGACCAAAUCAUGAGUGGAAGUGUACUAUUAUUUGCUCCCUACAUAAAAGUAAUAUCCACUUGCAAACGUUUUGUGAAGUACCUGUGUACAGAGAUGUAAUUAAACAUGUCCAUCAUGACCAAGGUAUAUGAAUCCUUAUAAGUUAUGUAGUCAAUUUCAGAGAAGGCAUCAGAGCAGCUCAGUACUUGCAGGAAGUAUCUAUUAAGCUUCUGUGUAUCCCUAAGAAAUAAAACACCAGCAUUAAGUCCAUAAGAUCAUUAAACUCAAAGUUGUAAAAUGGUGCAUGGUAUUUUAACAAUGAUGAUGAGGUCUCAACUGCUGUGUACGGAAUGAGUCAGGGGAAUACUGAAAAUGAGUAUCACUAAUAUAAGCCCACCAUGUAGGCCUUUGAAUGAUACUUGAUUUUUUUAAUUGAAGGUGUUGUGUUUAUUUUGAAUAAUGUUGCUGAUACUUUAACAGAUGCAGUGGAGUAUAUUUUUGU
This is a messenger RNA of Megalops cyprinoides (Indo-Pacific tarpon), 1497 nucleotides long. Its product is annotated as catechol O-methyltransferase domain-containing protein 1-like. NCBI's taxonomy places the organism in Eukaryota, Metazoa, Chordata, Actinopteri, Elopiformes, Megalopidae. The coding region runs from base 180 to 851 and encodes 223 amino acids. The transcript is spliced from 7 exons. Gene Ontology annotation, molecular function: O-methyltransferase activity; S-adenosylmethionine-dependent methyltransferase activity. The record is from RefSeq and is a predicted model, not a curated record.